AUGGCGAUGGACGGAAUGAUGUCCACGUCCUCGGGUCUGUCUUACCAAAAUGCCGGGGACUUUUACCCCAGAAAGUUCGGCCCGAAACCGGACGUGGUGCCGUCCGGGGUGACGGAGAGGAAAGUGUCCGUGGAUAAACCUGACAUGGUGUCGGUGGAUGUCAUUAACAUCAAUGAUUCAGAUGUCCACUUGCACAGGAAGAAGCAUGAACAAGACACGUACGUCUUGGGAACCAUUCAUCCAUUCAGAAAGACGCACAGAUCCGUCUUUGGGAAACUUCUGCAGGAGCUCAGACUGGUCUCCUCAGAUAGACGGUCGUGGAGGAUCCUGCUGUUCGGGGCUCUCAACCUGCUGUGCACCGGCUGUCUGCUGAUGUGGUGCAGCUCCACCAACAGCAUGGCCUUAACUGCUUACACAUACCUCACCAUCUUCGACCUUUUUAGUUUGAUCACCUGUCUCAUCAGUUCAUGGGUGUCCAUGAAGAAACCCAGUCAGGUCUUCUCCUUUGGGUUUGAAAGACUGGAGGUUAUGGCUGUUUUUGCCUCCACUGUUCUCAUCCAACUGGGAGCGUUGUUCAUCCUGAAGGAGAGUGUGGAGCGCUUCAUGGAGCAGCCUGAGGUCCACACUGGCCGUCUGUUGGUGGGGACGUUCGUUGCUCUCUUCUUCAAUCUGCUGACUCUGCUAUCCGUCAGAAAUAAACCCUUUGCUUACGUCUCUGAAGCGGCCAGCAGCAGUUGGCUUCAGGAGCAUGUAGCAGAUCUAAGUCGAAGUUUGUGCGGCAUCAUUCCAGGUCUGAGCAGCAUGCUUCUGCCUCGUAUGAAUCCAUUCGUCCUGAUCAACAUGGCGGGAGCUCUUUCUCUCUGCAUCACCUACAUGCUCAUAGAAAUCAAUAACUACAACGCGGUGGACACAGCGUCGGCGGUCGCAAUUGCUCUCAUGACCUUCGGCACCAUGUACCCCAUGAGCGUCUAUAGCGGCAAAGUGCUGCUGCAGACCACACCGUCUCAUAUCAUCGGCCAACUGGACAAACUGCUGCGAGAGGUGUCCACUCUGGAUGGAGUGCUGGAGGUUCGCAAUGAACACUUCUGGACUGUUGGCUUUGGAUCUCUGGCUGGCUCCGCCCACGUCCGUAUCCGCCGGGACGCCAACGAGCAGCUGGUUCUGGCUCACGUCACCAACCGUCUGAUGCCGCUUGUCUCCACGUUGAGCGUCCAGAUCUUUAAGGACGACUGGACCAGACCGCUCCUCACUGGUUCCCUGUCCUCCUCCACCUCUACCCCCCCUCUGGGUGCUGCUGAAGGCUACAACACCCUCUCCUCCUCCUCUUUGCCCCCUCUGAUGUACUCCUCCUCAGGAGAGCUGGACCCGCUCACCUCCACUCCCUCCAAACCCAGCAGCCCUCCUCCAGAGUUUGCCUUUGACACACCGGGGAGGAACAUGCAGCCUAUGGUCCUCCCCACGCCGGGACACCACACCCACAGGCCGUACGGAGGCCUGGGACUCGCCUAUGGAGCAUCUCCCUACACAGGGAUGUUGAGUCAGGGGAUGCCGCGGCCUGGAGGCGGACUUGGACUUGGUGUAGGGGCGGGGUAUGGACUAGGUGUGGGUGUGAGCGGGGUGCCUCCUUCUCAAAGUUACAGAACUGCCUAUGGAGGGUCAACAGCGCCACUCGGGUUUGGAAACAGCAACCCUCUGGCAUCACAGUCACAGUACAGACAAUACAGACCCUGACUGUGACAAGCUGGACUUAGCUUCAGAGCCUCUGAAAGACUUCUGCUCAUGACGAGGUCAAGCUCUCUGAAACUGAUGAGACAUGUUUGUUUUGCAGGCUGGACUUCAGUGUUACAAUGUUUAGGUAACAACAAGAUGGUAACCUUAGAGAACCAAUCUGAGUUUUAUAUCCAAACCUUGUGGUGUCUGUGUCUCCUGACUGUGGAGAGUGAUGGUGGGUGUGAUGUGGUAUUUAUUUUACUGAUGAGGGGACCAAGAGGUGGACUUUGGUUGAAUUUGAUACGUUUAUUUUCUUCUUUUUUUAAUCAAGAUGUUAGAGAAGCACCAUACUGUGGGAGAAAUCAGCAUCCAGACUAAUUGUAACAUUUUAACAACAAAACCUGGGAGGACAUUUUAUUUGGUAAACAUUGUUACAUUACAUUCCUGGUGAGAGAGAGUAUUUGAAUUACUUGAAAAUUAUUUUUACACUUGAAACACUGAAAAUUUAAAGAACGCUAGAAUUCAAGUAUACCAUUGUUGGGUUCUCCAUCAUAAGAAAACACAUCACAACAAACAGGUAAGAGGUCAGCCGUGACAUACUGGUGUCCUGGAAGGAGAAGUAUUGUUCAAGAAUAGCAGUGUAGUGGACCAAAUUGACAGAAGAGGAGAUUUGAAAAUAGUUAGAUGUGGUUUAAAUCUUCAAUUCUUCCAUUACUUGAAAGCAUCAAGACAUCUGCUCCAAAGUGCUGCCUUAAAGUGUCCUGAGUGCUUAUUACUGCACAUGUCCUGAAUUCACACAUGAAAUACCUUAAACCAAAACAUGACUGUUUUCAUUUAUAAGUACGUUCUAUACUUUCUCCCUCUCUCUGUUUUGGUAGCAUUCAACUUUGUUUCUCUUUAGAUUUCAAUGUAGUUUUGGAAUAAAAGAAUAUUUCCAUCCUGUGCUCUUAAAUUGUGGACACAAGUGGUCAUUUACAUCAUCUUGUCUGCAGAUCUGCUACUGUGUGAUUAAAACUUUGGAUACAGAUUAAAGAUGCUGUGGGGAAUUUUCAAAAUGUGUUAUUGAUGAAAAAGUAAAAGUAGCCAUCAAGUUAGCCACAAUUGUUCUUUCAAGCUUCUGCGUCAUCAGCAAAUGUUGUGAUAUAGACUCAAUGUUUGACCAGCAACAUGUCAGUUAUAAACUUUUCCCUGUAUAGGUGUUCAUUAUUUUCAUUUUUCACCACAUAAAGUAUAGAUAAAUCACAUUGAUCACAAAUUUGCGAGCUAGCCAACUCACACAUAAACUCAGGUUUUUGCUAGCAACAACAUAAGCAGCAAGUGAUCCAAGCAUUAGCUCGUUAGCUACAACCUCACUGCAGUGUUUAGACCUGGUGUUUGUUACAUCUCAAAGUUAGCUUGAAAGUCAUCUUCAAACACAACAAGCUAGCUAACUUACUAGCCAGAUCAGCAGCAGUCUGGAGAAGAUUAGCUAAAGUGUGCUCAAGCAAAUCAUUUGUGCUUGAAAGCAAAGUGAGCCAAGCUUACAAAACCAAAUAAAGAUCCCAGCUUCAAUCAAA
Notolabrus celidotus (New Zealand spotty) is the source of this 3266-nucleotide messenger RNA. RefSeq names its product solute carrier family 30 member 6 (gene slc30a6). Gene Ontology annotation, molecular function: monoatomic cation transmembrane transporter activity. The record is from RefSeq and is a predicted model, not a curated record. NCBI's taxonomy places the organism in Eukaryota, Metazoa, Chordata, Actinopteri, Labriformes, Labridae. Gene Ontology annotation, cellular component: membrane. Gene Ontology annotation, biological process: monoatomic cation transport; transmembrane transport.